Molecule: messenger RNA, 2379 nt
Organism: Hemiscyllium ocellatum (epaulette shark)
Lineage: Eukaryota; Metazoa; Chordata; Chondrichthyes; Orectolobiformes; Hemiscylliidae
Product: T-complex protein 11-like protein 1
Exons: 11
Coding region: 131-1633 (500 amino acids)
Biological process (GO): regulation of sperm capacitation
Cellular component (GO): acrosomal vesicle; sperm flagellum
Source: RefSeq, a predicted model, not a curated record
CGUGCUGUUUGCAGAGUAGCAGGGCUCAGUUUAAAGUUACAAGCGGGAGUGAUAGGGUGUAAACACUCCGAGCAGUCAUCUCACAGAUUAAUUAUCUGACUUGUUUCGAAAGGAGGAAAGCCCAGACAAAAUGCCCAACAGUGAGGAGACCAGCGAUGCCCAUGGCAAAGGUCAACAGGAGCAGGACAGAGGAGCUUUGCUUGAUGAGACAACGUCUGCAACAGGAAAAGGCGAUGCCAACAUGCCUGGCCUCUGUAAACCAGGGGUUUCCUGCUCCAGUCCUCCAAGACUAGUAUCCAUGACGGAAGUUUUGGAAACAGCACGAGAUGUGUCCAACAUGGUCAUUGCACAUGAAAUUGUCAUAAACAGCAACUUCCAGAUUCAGAAGAUGGAAUCUCCUAAAAACAGUUUGGAAAGGAAAGUGAAGGAGAUUGUGCACAAAGCCUUCUGGGAUAGCUUGCAGGCACAAUUAGACGAGAAACCACCGCAGUACACUCAGGCCAUUAAGCUGCUCCAGGAAGUUAAAGAGUCACUGUUAUCUCUCCUGCUUCCUGGUCACACCCGUUUGAGGACUCAGAUCAAUGAAGUGCUGGAUAUGGAGUUGAUUGAGCAACAAGCUAAGCAUGAUGCAUUGGAUAUCCAGCGACUGGCUGGCUUCGUUGUAGGCAUGAUGGCAAAUCUAUGUGCCCCAGUCAGGGAUACAGAGAUUAAGAAGCUGAAAGGCCUCACAGAGAUUGUCUCUCUCUUCAGAGAGAUCUUCCGCGUGCUUGACCUGAUGAAGAUCGACAUGGCGAACUUUACCAUGAAGGCUUUGAAGCCUCAUCUAAAGCAAGAGUCCAUCCAGUACGAGCGCAGCAAGUUCCAGGCAUUCCUUGACAAACAACCCAAUGGUUUGGAGCACACAACUGCCUGGCUGAAGGCAGCAAUUGAAAAAACUAUCCAUUCAGUCUCACCAUCUCGUGGUAAUGGUCCAGCAGCAGUGAGCCCGAUAGUGGUGCUGAAUCAAGGCUACGUGAACUUGUUGAAAUGGGACCAGGACACCAACAUUUAUCCAGAGACUCUACUGAUGGACAGAUCACGUCUCCAGGAACUGCAGCAAAGAGUUGAUCAGCUGACUCUGGUGGCCUCCAUUCUAUUGGUAACCAGUAAUGCAGUGGGAGCAGCCAUUUGUGGUUUGCCUGGGUUUGUAGAUAAACUAAAGCAAGUCACUUGUGCCUUGUUGGAUGGGCUGAACUGCAAGUUCGAAGAUGUAUUACUUGCAGUCAGCGACCAGAUAUACAGAGAGCUCGACAAGUCACUUCCUGCCCAUGGGUAUCCUCCCCUGACAAGUGAGCAGGGAGCCAGCUUAAAAGGACAAAUCUGCAGCAUUUCACAGAGAGACAAUGUCAUUUGGAAUCUGAUUGGUGAGCGGGUUCAUUCAUACCUGAAGGGUUUUCUCAACUCCUCGAGUCCACAGAACGGCCUUCAUGUUCUCCCCGGGGGUCUUGCUCCAAUUCAGGCAGAGCUAAAGGAGGUUGGCUGCACCUUCAGCCAUAUUCUGAACCACAACAGGAUGGUGUUUGGACCCUAUUACUCUGGGAUUCUGGCAAAGCUGCUCUUCCCUGACGGUGACGCUGGGAUGGACUCCCGCUGAGUCUGCAGUCAGUUGAUGGUCCAUUGCUUGUACCAGCAAAAAAAAAACAAUUCAUUCUUUAACCAGCUGGAACUAGGACCUUCUCUCAUCACCCUAUGUCUACUCGAAUCUGAACACCAAUAAAUCAUCGUGCGAAGCUGUUCAAAGCAACAUUGUUGUAGAACAUUCUGUUUUCUGCCAAGGGUGACUCAAAGCUUGAUUUUCUCAGCUUCUCCACAAAAAGAACUCUCUGACCUGCUAUUGCUGCCUCCUACUGGAGCAGCACAUGCAACAACAGUCUGUACAUACUUUAAUUGCACUAUUAUAUUUUUAAUAAGCUUGCAUGAGGUGAUAAAUAAAUUCUCCGUAUGGGGUUAGACAGAGAAUAUCUAAGGUAAUGGGUUUCAAGGAUUGCUGUGUAAUCAGGGUCAUAAGAUAAAUCUGUUCAUUGAUUUUGUUCUAAAAUAUUAAUGUUGAUUAUGUUUGUUGCCUCAUGUUUGUUGCAUUGUCCUUUCUACCGCUGUAUAUGGUUCAUGGUGCUGUAACUGCAGGUUUUUAUUUCACUGCAAGGUUAAAAACUGGGGAAGCCUGAAAAAAAUGGAAAUUUCUGAAAACAGACUAUAAAUCCUGUAAAAGAAAAAAUCAAGUUCAGAGUUUGGAUGGUAUUCCUGAUCAGGGUCUAAGUUUGGUGUGGGGGGUGUAAUUCCUGAUCAGGGUCUGAAUUUGGUGGAAGCUGGCAGGGGGUAAUUCCUGAUCAGGGUCUGGGU